AUGGAUUCAAACAAGAUACACGUGCAAGCAGUGCAACUACUUCAACUUGGAGUUGAUAAUCAAACUCAUGCCAUCACUAAAGGACGAUUUCAACUCUUGCAAAAUUACUGGAAUAAAUGCCAGGAGAAUGCCGCUAUCAUUGAGGCAGUAGCAACCGACGCAGACGCGGCACAGCUUCCCUUCUUCAAGAGCAAGCUGCUAGACAAGGCGGAGGUCUCGUACAUGCAAGCCUACGACUUCUUUCAAGAAAAACUCGAGGCAUUCAACGUCGCUUCAAUUUCCAUUCCUGUACCAACGGCGGCCGCAACGACGUCCAUCAACGAGAUCCGAUUGCCGAAGAUCAACUUGCCUUCUUUCUCCGGGCAAUACGUCGACUUUCUUAACGAGUACGAAGAGCUCGGGCAUAUGCAAAAAAUCGAAAACGUGCAACGCUUCUUUCAACCGACGUUUCUACCUCAUCAUCCAGUUAUUCGCGAGGACAAUACUACAACCAAACUUCGUGUAGUGUUUAAUGCCUCGGCAAAUACCUCGAAUAACACUUCUUUGAAUGACCAUCUUAUGAUUGGUCCAAAGUUGCAAGCCGAUCUUCCGGCGAUUAUUCUUCAAUGGCGUUUGUACAAAUACGUUUUUUCCGCUGAUAUUCAGCAAAUGUUUCGACAAAUACAGAUUCAUUCAGACGAUCGCCAAUAUCAAUUAAUAUUGUGGCGUACGAUUCCGAACGAGCUAGUCCAUACUUAUUCAUUAAAUACCGUUACUUAUGGUACUGCCUGCGCGCCUUAUCUCGCCCAACGCGUGCUCAAACAACUUUCAAUCGACGAGAGUUCGCGUUUUCCACUAGCUCAAGCAAUUUUGCAAAAUGAAAUAUACGUUGACGAUGUCCUAUCCGGAGGCGAUGAUAAACCAUCCACGAUUAAAAAACGCGACCAACUAAUCGGCUGUUUACUAAGCGCAGGCAUUCAUCUCAGAAAAUGGGCCAGCAACGAUUUUGAAAUUCUACAAGAUAUAAAUCCUGCGAAUCACGGUCUAGCAAGUUCCAAGCCUUUCCAAGAAG
Nylanderia fulva is the source of this 1051-nucleotide messenger RNA. Lineage: Eukaryota; Metazoa; Arthropoda; Insecta; Hymenoptera; Formicidae. The record is from RefSeq and is a predicted model, not a curated record.